AUGGGUCCGAUCCUGGGACCCGCCUGUGGCGGAUGGAUGUCUGAGCGCGCCUCCUGGCGGUGGACUUGCUGGGUUCCGGCCAUUUGUGCGGCCGUGCUAGAGAUCGUCGCCUUUUUCUUUCUCCGCGAGACGUACAUCCCUACCCUCCUCAAGUGGAAGCUCACCCGACUCAAGAGGAACGACAGAAAUAACAAAAGGUACACUGUCCUCGAUCUUGCGAAAACAAGCCCGGAAGGUCACAUCCUCUCUGACUUGGCGUCUGCAACCGCCCGUCCUGUAAUGUACCUCGCUCUUGAUCCUGCCUUGCUCCUUUUAUCGGUAUAUUUCUCCUGCAUCUUUGGAGUGCUCUAUCUCGUCGUCGUUACAUUUUCCUUCGUCUUUGGCAAAGGGUACGGCCACUCUGCAGGGAUCGUAGGAAUCGACCUUCUCGCCGAGGGCGUCGGCGCCAUGAUCGGCAUGUUCGCCACCACGAAGCUUCUCAACGCCAUCUACAGCAGACAGAUGAAAAAGGAGGGAAAGCCCUACAAGGCCGAGUCUCGUCUCGUCGCCGGGUUCCCUGGCGCUCUGCUCGUGGCAAUCGGUCUCUUCAUCUACGGCUUCACGGCUCUCAAGACACAUUUCAUCGUGGUGGGUAUCACAUCCGUCGCUGCGUAG
Molecule: messenger RNA, 654 nt
Organism: Scedosporium apiospermum
Lineage: Eukaryota; Fungi; Ascomycota; Sordariomycetes; Microascales; Microascaceae
Exons: 5
Coding region: 1-654 (217 amino acids)
Biological process (GO): transmembrane transport
Molecular function (GO): transmembrane transporter activity
Source: RefSeq, a predicted model, not a curated record